AUGAGUUAUAACACACAGGACUUCCUCGAGGACGGAGACGUGUUCUCGUUCUCGCUCGCACAGGGCGCGCCCGCGUCGCUGCUGCCCAGCACGCCGCUCUCCGGCGCCAGUGACCUGAUUUCGGGCGACGACGACCUCCUGCUGCAGUCGCCCUUCCUGGACGCGAUGUCGCGCGACGACGACGAAGACCACGCUGGCGACGAGCUGUUCGCGCUGGAGAACGAGCCCCAGCUGCUGCCCUCCUACGACAUGACCCACAUCACCGCCAAGGCGCCAGUACCGAGCGCCUUCGAGUGCGUGCCCGCGCCCGACGACGACGAGUUCGCGGACGCCGCGCAGCACAACUACCGGCUCUGGCUCGCGGGCGUCUGA
Lachancea thermotolerans CBS 6340 is the source of this 372-nucleotide messenger RNA. Its product is annotated as KLTH0A05456p. The record is from RefSeq and is a predicted model, not a curated record. The transcript has a single exon. Lineage: Eukaryota; Fungi; Ascomycota; Saccharomycetes; Saccharomycetales; Saccharomycetaceae. The coding region runs from base 1 to 372 and encodes 123 amino acids.